AUGCUAUUCGCAGAAUCUGAAUUUAUCAACAGUUCUUUAUCACCAUUAUCAUCAACCUUAUCACUACCAUCCUCAACCUUCAUACCUCUUUCAUACGAAUUCAUACGAACUCAUUAUGCUGCACAGCCAUUACAAAAUCUCAUCCUUACAACAUCAGUUAAUUUACCUAAUAUUGCUUUAAAAAAUAUGAAUCAAUUUGAAACGGAUCAAAAUGAUUUAACUAAUCAUAGCGAUAUCACCAGAUUACAGCAGGCUGCAGGCAGGACGAACCAAAAUUUACAAUCACUGACAACACACCGUAAAGGAUUGCUUGAUUAUUAUAAUACAAAACAGACCGAGAAAUCAGGUAGUAAGGUACAAGUGAUAUCAAAUAUUGAUAAUCAGUUAUGGCCUUCUCAUAAAUCCAUUCCAGAAGAUGUGAAAGAAGAAGGACAAUGGUAUCAUGAUCGUAAUGAUAUCGAUUAUAAUGCAGAAGAAUUGAGAAUCGAGUCAACAUUACGAUCACCUCAUGUGAAACAUCAUGAAUUACUUGACCUGAAUGAUACUAUCUCGCAUAUUUCCGAGGUCACCAAUGAUUCAACUUUAUAUCCUUUUACAGUAAAACUGGGAUUUGGUAUUGGUUUAUUAUUGUUAUUUCUCAUACUGAUCAUAUUUCGUAUUAUUAUGCAUCGAGAAUGGUUACGACAAAAUUCGCAAUCAGAAAAUGAUAUAAAUCACAAUUCAUAUGAGUGGAAUUUUUGCCUUCAUUGUGGUUUGAUUGGAAAAACGACAAUGAAGAAAAUGACCAAUGUCAGUAUCGGAAGAUUACAGAAUUAUUAUAAAGAUGAAAAUGAUCGAUAUCAUAAACGUAUUCAUGAUGUCGAAAAUUUAUGGCUGCUAGAGAAAUCUCGAUUGGUUGUAUUCCAUGAAAUGAAACUUGGUUCUGGAGCAUUUUGCAACGUUUACAAAGGUGCCAUUGAAGGAUUGGCACCAAUUUGUAAAGUAAAUCCAUCAUUGACAACUUAUGGAACAUUCAAAGAUUGCAUGUGUGCCAUUAAAAUGCUUUCAUCUACUGCAGAUGAUAGUGCAUAUGCAGACUUCAUGCAGGAAAUAAAAUUUAUGAAAUCACUGAAGUAUCAUCCACAUUUGGUAAGUAUGCUUGGGAUAAGUAUCGAUGAUAAUGGUAACAUUAUGCUUCUCAUCGAAUACUGUGAUUUGGGUGAUCUUCUACAUUUGGUACGAAACAAAAAAGGCGAAAUUAUUAUGAAUUAUACGAACGAACAUUCAAAAUUACGAAUCAAAGAUUUAAUAUCAUUUUCAUGGCAAAUCAGUAAUGGAUUAGAAUAUUUGAGUAACAUAGGAUGCGUACAUCGUGAUAUAGCUGCUCGCAAUGUACUUGUCAACGCUACAAAUAUUUGCAAGAUAGCUGAUUUUGGAUUGUGUCGGUUAUCCGAAUCGUUUAUUUACACAGGUCACGGUAGAAGGUUACCGUUAAAAUGGAUGGCACCGGAAUCAUUACGAUCAUAUGAAUAUUCAAUUAAAACCGAUGUAUGGUCUUAUGGUGUGUUGCUUUACGAAGUAUUUUCGUUUGGUGAAGUACCUUAUGCACCUUUGCAGGCAACCGAAAUUCUUGAUUUUUUAAAUUCUGGCGCUCGUCUUCGCCAACCUCAAUAUUGUCCAAUUAAUGUAUAUACGCUUAUGCUUCAAUGCUGGCAAGAUGAACCAUCGUUACGGCCUACUUUCACAGAGAUUUGUUCCAUUUUAAGUGUGAUUCUGGAAGAUAACUUCCAGAAUUAUGGAUAUAUCAGUGCGAUUAAUGGGAAUGGAAAUUCUAUCAACAUUGAUUGA
Cercopithifilaria johnstoni is the source of this 1827-nucleotide messenger RNA. Lineage: Eukaryota; Metazoa; Nematoda; Chromadorea; Rhabditida; Onchocercidae. The record is from the annotation of a GenBank genome assembly.